Molecule: messenger RNA, 651 nt
Organism: Trichomonas vaginalis G3
Lineage: Eukaryota; Parabasalia; Trichomonadida; Trichomonadidae
Product: Golgi to endosome transport
Exons: 1
Coding region: 1-651 (216 amino acids)
Molecular function (GO): GTPase activity; GTP binding
Source: RefSeq, a predicted model, not a curated record
AUGCACGGAGAACCCGACUAUAGAUUUAAGGUAGUUGUUAUUGGUGCACCUGGAUCAGGUAAGACAGCUAUUGUUGAUCAGCUCAUCGAAAAGAAAUUCAACGAGAAGCCAAAAACAACAGUUGGCGUUGAUUAUCGCCCAUAUCGCGUUGAAGUAGAAGAAUUUGUAUUACAGCUCGAACUUUGGGAUACUGCAGGCCAAGAAGCUUACAAAGCUGUUGCUAAAACAUACUUCAGAGAUGCAGUUGGUUGUGUCCUUGUUUUUGAUGUUACUUCACAGAAUUCCUUUGAUGAACUUAGCUUUUGGUUAACACAAUACCGUGAAUUAGCUGAUCCAAAGUCAGUCAUUAUUCUGGUAGGUAAUAAAGUUGAUUUGGCAAAUGAUCGUGUUAUUUCACAAGAGACAGGUGAAAACUAUGCCAAGUCUGGCAACAUGCUCUAUUAUGAAACAUCUGCAGUUACAGCUCAGAAUAUUCAAGAUGUUUUCCAGAAGCUCGGUCACGAUAUUUUCAAACUUGUCCGUGGAGGAGAAAUGUUUGUAGAUCAGAGUGGCCAUGCAACUACAAAGCCACAAGAAAAGAAGACAGCUGCUCAAAGAAGUGUUGAAUUAACAGCUGAAAUGGAAGGAAUGAACUCUGGUUGUGCUUGCUAA